This is a messenger RNA of Zophobas morio, 735 nucleotides long. Its product is annotated as charged multivesicular body protein 5-like. Gene Ontology annotation, biological process: late endosome to vacuole transport via multivesicular body sorting pathway; vesicle budding from membrane. Lineage: Eukaryota; Metazoa; Arthropoda; Insecta; Coleoptera; Tenebrionidae. Gene Ontology annotation, cellular component: multivesicular body. The coding region runs from base 21 to 677 and encodes 218 amino acids. The record is from RefSeq and is a predicted model, not a curated record. The transcript has 9 exons.
CAAUAAAUAACAUAAAGAAUAUGAAUAAGUUAUUCGGCCGCACUAAAGCUAAGGAGCCUCCUGUUACCUUAAACGAUACUAUUACCAAAAACGACUUGCGCAUAGAAACUUUUGAUAAAAAAAUUUCACAACUAGAAGGUGAGUUAAGAAAAUAUAAGCAACAAAUUGCCCAAACAAAGAGCCCCGCAACAAAAAAUAUGGUCAAGCAGCGCGCAGUUCGAAUUUUAAAACAAUUAAGAAUGUAUGAAAAACAACGAGACCAGCUGUUGCAGCAAAGCUUUAACUUUGAGCAAGCCAACUUUGCUGAACAAAGUAUGAAGGAUGCAAAGACUACAGUUUUUGCCAUGAAAACUGGAGUAAAAAGUAUGAAAACUCAGUAUAAAAGUUUUAACAUAACCGAGUUGGAAGAUGUUCAAGAUGAAUUACAAGACAUGAUGGAAUAUGCUGAAGAAAUAAACGAAACACUUUCGAGAUCUUACGAUAUUGGGGAUGUGGUGGAUGAAAAUGAAUUAGAGGAAGAAUUUAACGCUUUGGCUGACGAUGUAUUCGAAACGGGGGAAACUGAAGGAAACUAUUUAGAUGAUGCAAUUAACGCCCCAACGUCUAAACUACCAUCCAGCGAUUUGAAAAUUUCUUCUGAACUGGAUGAGUUCGGAUUGCCUCAGUUGAAUUCAUAAAAAAAAAUUAUAUAUGUUUUUAUUUCUUAGCAAAAGUUAGAGAAUUCUUCGAAAGCAC